Messenger RNA from Acanthosepion pharaonis, 855 nucleotides. The record is from the annotation of a GenBank genome assembly. NCBI's taxonomy places the organism in Eukaryota, Metazoa, Mollusca, Cephalopoda, Sepiida, Sepiidae.
AUGAAAAUAGAACGUUCUCGAUUUCCUUCUCCUUCUCCUCUCUCUAUCUCCACCCUCUCUUUCCCGCUGCCUCUCACACUAUCAUCCUCUCUCUUUCACUCACUCUAUCUAUCUCACCCUCUCUCUCUUUCCCUCUCAUCCUCCGACUCCCUCUCUCUAACUCCCCACUCUCUUUUCCUCAGCUUCUCACUCUAUUACCCCUCUCUCUUCCACUCACUCUAUCUAGCUCACCCUCUCUCUCUUUCCUUCUCAUUCUCCCUCUCCCUCUUUCUAACUCCCCACUCUCUUUUCCUCAGCUUCUCACUCUAUUACCCCUCUCUCUUUCACUCAUUUUAUCUAUCUCACCCUCUCUCUCUUUCCCUCUUAUCCUCGGACUCCCUCUUUCUAACUCCCCACUCUCUUUUCCUCAGCUUCUCACUCUUCUCACUCUAUUACCCUCUCUCUUUCACACUGUCUCUCCCCCUCUCUUUCCAUCUCCUUCUCCCUCUCCAUCUCUCUCUUUUCCUCUGCCUCUCUCGCUAUCAUCCCUUUCUCUUUCAUUCUCUCUCUAUCAACCCUUUCUCUCUUUCUUUUUCCUUCUCCCUCUCUCUAUCUCCUCACUCCCUUUCCCACUGCCUCUCUUUCUAUCACCUCUAUCUCUUUCACUCUCUCUCUAUCUCCACUCUCUCUUUCCCCUUUCCCUCUCCUUCUCUCUAUUUCUUCUGGUUAUGCAUCAUAGUACCUUUUUUUGAUUAUCUAUCUAUCUAUCUAUCUAUCUAUCUAUCUAUCUAUCUAUCUAAAUCUCUUCAUAUGUCUCUGUAUGUCUAUCUGCCUGUCUAUCUAUCUAUAUAUCUAAGCCUGUCUGUAUCUAUCUAA